AUGUGGUGGAUGCUGUUUCCACGUUGGAUCUGGUUCCUGGCCAGCGUGUGGAUGGAGGUCCAAGUUGGGGCUGUGCCCCAUGUGGCUUACUCCCAUGCGGGGAUGUGUCCUAACGACAUGAACCCCAACCUGUGGGUGGAUGCCAUGAGCACUUGCACUAGAGAGUGUCGAUCUGAUCAGGAGUGUGAAUCCUUUGAGAAGUGUUGCCAAAAUGUGUGUGGGAAUCGUAGCUGCGUGGCAUCGAGAUACAUGGUCGGCGACAAAGGCCCUGUGGGGAUGCCCCAGGAAGCUACCUGUGCCACCUUCAUGUGCACCCAGCAAGGGUCCCAGUGCGACAUCUGGGACGGUCAGCCAGUGUGCAAAUGCCGCGAUCGCUGCGAGAGGGAGCCCCAGUUCACGUGCGCGUCAGACGGCAUGACGUACUACAACAGGUGCUACAUGGAUGCCGAGGCGUGCUCCAAGGGCAUCAGCCUCUCCGUUGUCACCUGUCGCUUCCACCUCACAUGGCAGAGCACCAGCCCGGCGUUGCCCCUGGUAACCACUCUCCACCCGACGACAGCCCCCUUACAGGUGACUAUACCGCCCCCAGCCGAGCCUCAGGCGCCUGUUGUCCUCAGCGUCCCGCUUCUCCAGACUAUAAACGUGGGCGACACGGCUAGCUUCCUGUGUGAUGUCAGCGGUGGCCCCCCACCUGAGAUCACCUGGGAGAAACGGCUUCCUGAUGGCGUCCAGAGCGUGGUCAUGGGGCGCAAUCACGUACAAGGUAACAUGGUGGUUACAAAUGUAGGUCAACUGGUUAUCUACAACGCUGAAAUACACGACUCUGGCGUCUACACAUGCACGGCUAGGAACCCUUCCGGCUCAGUGCAGACCCACCACCCUCUCAAUGUACUCCCCACGGAGCCACCCAGAGCCCCAGAUGCUAACAACUUGAGCCGGUGCCCCCCUGAGGAGUGCCUAAAGCCCCCUGAUAGUUCUGAGGACUGUGGAAGCGAAGUGGAGAUAGUGAGCUGGUUCUACGAAGCCCAAAACAACAACUGUCUCUCCUUUACCCACUGCCACAGCAGCGGGCACCAGCGUAGGAAGCUGUUUGAGUCCUAUAAUGAGUGUAUGCACUGCUGUGGACCGGAGCUGUCAAGCCCCUGCGACCUACCGAGUCUGCAGGGUCCUUGUAAAGCCUACGAGCCACGCUGGUCCUACAGCAGCAGUCUGCAACAAUGCCAGUCUUUCAUCUAUGGAGGAUGUGCGGGCAAUGACAACAAUUUUGAAUCCAAAGAAGCCUGUGAGGAGAUGUGCCCCUUCCCCAAAAACCACCACUGCAAAGCCUGCAAGCCGAGAGGCAAGAUCGUGACCAGUUUCUGCCGCAGCGACUUCGUCAUUCUGGGUCGCAUGACCGAACUCACGGAGGAAAAAGACUCAGGUCAUGCUCUCGUGACAGUGGAGGAGAUCCUCAAAGAUGAGAAGAUGGGUCUCCGUUUUUUUGGUAAGGAGCCUCUGGAAGUCACUUUCCUCAACAUGGACUGGAGCUGCCCCUGCCCGAAUAUCACUGGCGCCGCCGCCGAGGGUCAGGUUAUUAUUAUGGGCAACGUCAGCGAGGGUAUGGCUAUUCUGCAGCCGCACAGCUACGUGGGGGCUUCCAGUCCUCGCCGUGUACGGAAGCUGAGGGAGGUCAUCUCCAAGAACACGUGUGACAUUCUCAAAGCCAUCACCAACAGUCCUCAGUGA
Messenger RNA from Doryrhamphus excisus (bluestripe pipefish), 1725 nucleotides. It is a transcript of the gene wfikkn2b, whose product is annotated as WAP, follistatin/kazal, immunoglobulin, kunitz and netrin domain containing 2b. Gene Ontology annotation, molecular function: serine-type endopeptidase inhibitor activity; transforming growth factor beta binding; receptor antagonist activity. Gene Ontology annotation, biological process: transforming growth factor beta receptor signaling pathway. NCBI's taxonomy places the organism in Eukaryota, Metazoa, Chordata, Actinopteri, Syngnathiformes, Syngnathidae. The record is from RefSeq and is a predicted model, not a curated record. Gene Ontology annotation, cellular component: extracellular region.